CCCCAGCAAGCGACGGAUUGCGCGUGUUUGUAUCCAAUAAAAGCCACGAGAUCAAAUCGGCAACAAUAGACAAAGCGAAUAAACCCGGAGAGCACACAUCCCUCGCUCGAAAAAAGGAAAAAAAGAGAAAAAAAUCCCGCGAGAGAUAAAGUAAAACAGUGAAUUGAUGUAUUUUCGCGUGAUACGUGCCACCGCGAGUCCCUCAUUUUUUUCGUUUCUCUGUGUGUUCUGUUGGUUCUGUGUCAUCCCCCGUAUCCUCAGCAAAUAAAUAAACAAGUAAUAGUGAAAUUGAAAAUCACGAGAUACGGGGAAAUACGAAUUUUCGUCUGUUCAAAUAAUAUUGUGAAGUGAUAAGCGUAAAGGAGAGAUAUAACGAGGGAAAAACCGGUUUUAUUUCGAUUAUUUUUUUUGUUGAGUUGUUUUGUGAAAUUUUGGAUUGAAAUCCUUGAAUAGGGGAUUUUCGAUUUUUUUUUUUUUUCGUUGUGGAGUUGAGUGUGUGGGAGAGGAUCAUUUGAGAUCCAUUUGUAUUUUUCUGCGGAACAGUGGAGCAAAACGGCCUCAAACUGUGGGGCUCUGGGGCGUUCUUUCUUCCUCCACAAGGGAUGUACUACCCUGUAAGUGGACUCAAUGAUUAUAGCUGUGGUAUUCGGCACGUGGUGCAGACAGGUAUGGCUGCGCCUUACGGUGGGGGUGUAUUUCCACCCCCUGUGAACGGUGUAACUGGGGUAGUUGGUACAGCCGGGUCAACUGGUGAGGUUAAACCACCUCCACCAGUGCCCAAUAAAGAGGAAUCAACUGGGUCACAGCAGCAGCAAACAUCCGGUGGUCCCCAGGUACAAUCGACACAGGGCUCACAGCAUCCAACGGCACCAGGAGCACCCGCUGCCACGAGUUUCAGUCCACCACCACCGCCCAACGGUGUUGACCAACAAGCUAUCUCUGAGGUAUUUCAGGCGGCAGUUGCAGCUGCUGCCGCUGCGGCAGCUAACAGCAGUGGUCAACAGACAGCGUCAGCAGCGUCUGGGGCCAAUGAUACAAAUCAGGAUAGUGGAGUUGAGGGUAAUAAUAUGGUGCCUGUUACUUCCGGCACAACGACACCUUCCACUGUUACCCAGGGUACUGAUCUCAAGGGACAACCUAAACGUCUUCAUGUCAGUAAUAUACCGUUUAGGUUCAGAGAUCCCGAUCUUAGGGCUAUGUUUGGUCAAUACGGUCCAAUACUGGAUGUCGAGAUUAUUUUUAACGAGCGCGGCAGCAAGGGAUUCGGUUUUGUAACAUUCGCGAAUAGUGCCCAUGCGGACCAGGCACGUGAGAGGCUACACGGCACCGUGGUUGAGGGCAGAAAGAUUGAGGUGAACAACGCAACAGCUCGAGUGCAGACGAAAAAGCCACCAACAGUGCCCAACGUUUGUGUCCAGUGGCCAGAGGCCGCUGCACUACGUGGCGUUGCAAUUCAACGUGGAAGAGUUGGUGCUACCACCAGGGCAACAUUUCCAACUGGUGCUGCUGCUUUAGCGCUUGUGCGUAACCCUGGCCCACUAGCGGCAGCCGCAACUGCCCUUCAUCCCUUUGCACCUGCUGUCUACUAUGAUCCAUUCUUAGCCGCACAUGCAGCGACGCAGGACCCUAACUACAGGCUCCAGCUGGAAUGGCCGCAAGCAACAGCCGACGCGGCAGCAGCAGCAGCCGCAGCCUCACCACUCCUGAAGACACCCCUGUCAACGGCACAGCAGGCGACGUAUGCCGCAGCUGCCACAUACACAGCAGUUGCGGCAAGAGCGGCCUACGGUGCGGCACAACCAGUCGCCGGAUAUGCUGCAGUCACUGGGUAUGGACGAGAAUACGCCGACCCCUACCUCGGACACAGCAUUGGACCGAUGACAAAUUAUGGGGCGACGGUGUACAGAGGUGGCUACAACAGGUUCACCCCCUACUAAACCCCAAAACCAAUCAGAUCACGACCAGAAACUCCCCAUUAAACAAAAAAAAAUCAUCAUUUCAUUCCCUCGAACUGAUGGACCCCCUCCCCCCAGAGGACCCCUCCACCCCCUCGUCCCACCGAAGACCUCAGAGCCCCGAAGAACAAUUCACCGAGGGUCUCAUCAUGUUCCUGGGACUCUGUAGAUUCGCACAAACUCCUGAAGAGCCCCAAUAAGCCUCCACCCUCACAUUGGGAUCAUUCGCCAAAUUGUAAUAUAGUUGUAUAUCGAGUAUCACUGGAAUAUUCGCUUUUUAAUCGUUAAAAAUUAUUUCUCCACAAUAAAACGAAAAUUGAUUUACUCAACAUCAUCAGAAUAACAAUCACCGAGAGGCAAAAAUAAUCGGAAAAUGAGAAAUGGGAAAAAAAAA
Diachasma alloeum is the source of this 2349-nucleotide messenger RNA. RefSeq names its product RNA binding protein fox-1 homolog 2 (gene Rbfox1). Gene Ontology annotation, cellular component: nucleus; cytoplasm. The record is from RefSeq and is a predicted model, not a curated record. Gene Ontology annotation, biological process: nervous system development; regulation of alternative mRNA splicing, via spliceosome. Gene Ontology annotation, molecular function: mRNA binding. NCBI's taxonomy places the organism in Eukaryota, Metazoa, Arthropoda, Insecta, Hymenoptera, Braconidae. The coding region runs from base 603 to 1937 and encodes 444 amino acids. The transcript is spliced from 14 exons.